Nicotiana tabacum (common tobacco) is the source of this 741-nucleotide messenger RNA. NCBI's taxonomy places the organism in Eukaryota, Viridiplantae, Streptophyta, Magnoliopsida, Solanales, Solanaceae. The record is from RefSeq and is a predicted model, not a curated record.
AUGGAAAUUACAACUCGUAGUGGGAAAGUACUUCAAGGAGAGAAUGAACAACUGGCCGAAGUGCAAGAUUCUGCACAAGAAUUUGAGGCACAAGUUGAAGUGCCAAUUGUUGUUGGAGCUAAAAAGGUCCCGGAAGAGUUGAAAAUUCAAGAAGUGAACCGGGAAGAGGUUAAGGAAAAUGUGAAAGAGAUGCCAAAAACUCUAGCACAAAUUCCUAGACCUCCUCCUCCUUUCCCUCAAAGACUUGCUAGGAAGGUUGAUGAUACCAAACUCGAGAAGUUCUAUGAAAUUCUCAAGCAAUUAUCGGUUUGUUCCAUCAUUGCAACAACCACCGUUCAAAAUAAAGAAGACCUAGGAGCUUUUACCAUUCCAUGCACUAUUGGGGCGCGCGAUUUUGCAAGAUCUCUUUGUGAUAAUGGGGCUAGAAUCAAUUUAAUACCUCUUGCUAUCUACAAGCAAGCGCGGUUGGGCAUGCCAAGGCCUACAAGUAUGAGGUUGCAAAUGGCCGAUCGUUCAAUAAAGAGACCGGUGGAAAUUGUUGAUGAUGUUUUUGUGAAAGUGGGAAAGUUCCUCCUCCUCGCCAACUUUGUGAUCCUUGAUUGUGCUGUUGACAAAGAGAUCCUAUCAUCUUGGGGAGACCAUUUCUUGCUACCAGAAGAGCACUUAUGGAUUCAGAACGAAAUGAGAUCAAGUUCCGAGUUAAUGACGAAGAGGUUACAUUCCAAGCGAGCAAGGGUAUGA